AUGAGAAUACGCAAGCACGCCAAGAUCUCCCCGCUCGUCUACGCCGCCGCGUCCCUCCACCCGGGGGCCGCCCUCCUCCAGACCCACGUCUGCCAGCUCAAUCAGUCGCCCUGGGACGUCAUGGACUUCUCCCGUCCGCCGCCCACCACCACCCAUCCUCCGCCGCACCAGGUACCGUAUAAAAAAAUCCCCCUCCCCCGAGACGGCGGCCGGAUCUGCCUCCACCCGCCCGCCCCCCCACCGUUCUCCUCGAGAACCCUCCUGCAUUUCUUUUGCGCCGCUUGUUACUUUCGGCUCUCUUUUUUUUCAGCUUUUUUUAGGGUUUUCUGCAGGCCCGCCGCUAGGGUUCUGCAGAAAAGCGCGCCAAUCCGCGUGAUUGGCCGCUUAUUCAGACUCGACCUCGCGAAUUAUUUCGUGGGCGCGGACGCUGCCCCCGCCGCAAAUGGGAGCUGCGGAGGCCGUUUUUCCGCCGGAAAAAGCAACUACACAGGCCAGCAGUCGGAAUAUUCCGACGACCCCCCGGCGAAAACCGCCGCCCUGAAAUCGGAGGAGCCCCUUAUUCUACCUCCUCCUCCGCCGCCACCUCCGCCGGCGGCCGAGCAAAACGAACCGGGCAAAAUCACCAUCUGCAGCAAAACCGACGGGAAGAACUGGAAGUGCAAAAGAGAGGCGUCCGGUGGCAACACUAUGUGCGACCACCAUUUGUCCCAGGUGAGAAGCUACAGCUACAGCUCGGCCGCCAAGAAGCCAGUCCCAGAACCCCGCCGUCCGGCCCGGCCCAAGAAGGCCCCCUCUUCCAACCCCCAUGAUUUCUACUACUAUUCGGGCUUUGGGCCUCGGUGGGCCAAGAAAAGAGGCGCCGAUUGCAAUAAUACUUCCGCUUCUGCUUCUGCUAAUGGAAAUAUCGAGCACGGGCACGGAAUCGAGAAGAAUUAUUCUUCGUCUGAAGACAAGUCGGAAUAUGACGAGCCCGAUUACGAAGACUCCGAAGAGGAUGAAGAAGAAGAGAAAAAGGGGAGGAAGAGAGGGAGAAAGCCCAUCAAGGCUAGGUCGCUCAAAUCGCUUAUGUGA
Striga hermonthica is the source of this 1071-nucleotide messenger RNA. The record is from the annotation of a GenBank genome assembly. Lineage: Eukaryota; Viridiplantae; Streptophyta; Magnoliopsida; Lamiales; Orobanchaceae.